AUGAAUGACCUUAGGUCGAUUGCUCUAUGCAACACAUUGUACAAGUUGCUUUCAAAGAUUCUUGCAAACCGUAUUAAGUCUCUCCUCACUUCUAUUGUGUCUGAAUCCCAAUCCGCUUUAGUCCCGGGCCGCUUGAUCUCAGAUAAUAUCAUGUUAGCCUAUGAAAUCAACCAUUAUCUGAAAAGGAAAAACCAAGGAAAGUUGGGAUUUGUGGGAGUGAAAUUGGGCAUGAGUAAAGCUUUUGAUAAGGUUAAUUGGGGUUUCCUUCUUGCAGCUUUAUCCAACCUGGGCUUCUCGAGUCACAUUGUCAACAUGAUUCGCCAAAUGAUCUGCACAGUCAACUAUAAUAUCCUGUUGGAAGGAGGAGUUAUUGGUUUUGUUACUCCCAAAAGAGCUAACCUGAAUGCUUAUGCUGAUACAAUGAUUACAAAUGUGGUUACUACCUGGAAAAAACCUCCUACUGGUAUGCUUAAAAUCAAUGUUGACGCGGCAUUGGACACUAACAACAAGAAAAUGGGAUUUGGUUAUGUCAUUCGGGACUCUACCGGUCAUUUUCUUUCUGCCAGAUGUCUCCCUUGGCCAAGUAUUUUCAUACCAAACGAAGCAAAGGCGAUUGGCGAACGCGAAGCAUUGACAUGGAUCAAAGAUUCUCACCUUGAUAACAUCCAAGUUGAGAGUGACUACCUUGAGCAUGUUAAUGGCAUCAUACAUGGACAUAAUACUUUCUCUUCUUUUGAUCUCAUUAUUGAUGAUAUUAAAGAAAUAGUUAGGGGUUUUGAUAACAUUAGCUUUUUGUUUGUUAAACGGUCCGCGAACAUGUAA
This is a messenger RNA of Ipomoea nil (Japanese morning glory), 822 nucleotides long. RefSeq lists its product as uncharacterized. The record is from RefSeq and is a predicted model, not a curated record. Gene Ontology annotation, molecular function: RNA-DNA hybrid ribonuclease activity; nucleic acid binding. The transcript has 2 exons. NCBI's taxonomy places the organism in Eukaryota, Viridiplantae, Streptophyta, Magnoliopsida, Solanales, Convolvulaceae. The coding region runs from base 1 to 822 and encodes 273 amino acids.